Molecule: messenger RNA, 1326 nt
Organism: Moneuplotes crassus
Lineage: Eukaryota; Ciliophora; Spirotrichea; Euplotida; Euplotidae
Source: the annotation of a GenBank genome assembly
AUGAAAGAUAUAAUCUCAUUUCAUGUGGGCAAUGCGGGCCAACAGAUCGGAGACUCUACCUGGCAGCUCUUUUGCAUCGAACAUGGUAUCCAGCCUGAUGCCACCAGAGUGUAUGAAAGGCCGUAUCAGGGGGAACAAGACUUCUUCCACUCGUUCUUCACUGAACACCCAGACCAGACUUACAGUCCGAAGGCUGUCUUUGUGGACUCAGAGCCUAGCAGCAGUCUGCAGGUCAGCGAGGGUGAACUCAGCAAAGUGUACAGUCUCCAGAGUUUUGUGCUCAGAGAAACAGACACGAGAAGACACAGUUUGGAGCCAGAGGAGGCAGCCAGUGGAGGACUAGUAGAAAGGGCCAUUGAAGCAGUACGAUUGGAGGCAGAAGCAUCAGAUGGAGUGGGAGGGUUCAUUGGGACUAGCUCAUUGUGAGGUUUCACUGGAUCAAAACUCAACUCUGAGCUACUUCAACAGCUUUCAGAUGAAUACCCAGGAAUAACUAAAAUGCAAGUUUCUCUAUACCCUUGAAACAUUGCAGAAAAUGUUACUGAGUGAUACAAUUGAGUUUUAAACUGUGAAAGUUUGAUUGAGGAUGUAGAUCUUAACUUUGUAAUGGACAAUAAAGCAGCCUUUGGAAUCUGCAAAGAAUAUUUGAAGUUAGAAACCCCUAAUUUGACUAAUAUCAACAGAGUCAUAGCACAAGCAAUGGCAUCAAUUACUUGAACAAUGAGGUUUGAUAGUUGAAUGAACCAAAAUCUUGAUGAAAUGUUACAGAAUCUUGUGCCAGUAAAGGGUCUUAAUUUUAUCUUAACAGCCAAUGCUUCAUAUGUGCCUAGCACUAAAGUAAGAGAAUCACCAUCAACAGAGGAAGUCACAAGAGAUUUGUUUGAUUCAAGUGCUUGUCUCUCAUCUUGAGAGCCGAUAAAUGGAAGGUAUAUAUCUUUGAAUGUCUCUUACAGAGGAAUGCAUAUCCCAAAGUUUGUAAGCAUUGCGCUAUACGAGCACCGCCCUCGUAUCAAUUAUGUUCCGUGGGAAGUUUGAGGAAUGAAAUGAGGAAUCUGAUAUAAUUCUCCAAAAGUUUACGAAGGAAAAGAAAUGGCUUUGGUAUCAAAAGGGGGAGUCAAAUUGGCAAACAAUACAGCUGUUUGAAGUGUCUUUGAGCCUAUUGAAGAGAAGUUUGAUCAACUUUAUUCUCGCAGAGCUUUUGUAAAAUCCUAUAAUGAGCUUGGAUAUGAAGCUGAUGAUUUUGAAGCUUCUAGGGACAAGUGGAGUGAUUUAAUUUAUAGAUAUCAAACAGCAUCACAAGCUACACAAUAUGAUCUUGAUGAUUAA